Messenger RNA from Neltuma alba, 504 nucleotides. RefSeq lists its product as uncharacterized. Gene Ontology annotation, molecular function: zinc ion binding. The transcript has a single exon. NCBI's taxonomy places the organism in Eukaryota, Viridiplantae, Streptophyta, Magnoliopsida, Fabales, Fabaceae. The coding region runs from base 1 to 504 and encodes 167 amino acids. The record is from RefSeq and is a predicted model, not a curated record.
AUGAGCAUCGUGAGAAAAGUGGCAAAGAAGAUGUAUGCAACAAGCAUAGCAAUGAGUAAUUGGAAAAAUGGUGUAGGCCCAAAAAUAGAUGCAAAAUUGGUGGACAAUGUCGCUAGAUCAGCACGCAUGUUGAGUGUACCUUAUGGAGGACGUAGGGUGUGUGUCUAUACAGCAAAAGGAGAUGUACAUGUUGAUCUUGGUUUAGGCGAAUGCAGCUGUGCAGCUUGGCAAAUGUCAGGCAUUCCAUGUCCCCAUGCCUGUGCAGUUAUUAAGGCUGUGAAUUGCAAUGUGUAUGAAUUUGUUGACGAAUGCUACAAGAUUACAUCACAGCAAAAGAUUUAUGGGAGGACUAUGAUUCCAGUGGCAACAGUAGACAUGCCAAAUCCUAACAACUACUGGGUGGAAAAUAUAGCAAGUCAAGUGUUCUUGGCACCGCCUUUGACUAGUCGACCACCAGGAAGGCCUAAAAUAAAACGACGAGAGUCACAGUUCCAAAAUAGGUGA